AUGACCACCACCACCCGCACCCCACCACCCGACGCCACCCCCAAACCAACCCUCUACCUCCUCGAGUCCUUCCCACCCGCCGCCAUCGCUCACGCCCAAACCCUCUUCCCCACCGUCGUCCUCCCGUCCGACCCGGAAAUCGCCAACUGGCGCGCAUCCGCCACGGCCAUCCUCGUGCGCGAGCAGCCCAUCACCGCCGCCGACAUCGCCGCCGCCGCCGCCGCGUCGCCUCCGCGUCUCCGCGCCAUCGGCAAGCAAGGCACGGGCAUCGACAUCAUCGACGCGGGCGCGUGCGCGGCGCGCGGCAUCGCCAUCCUCAACACGCCGGGCGUCAACGCGGGCGCCGUCGCGGAGCUGGCGCUCGCGCUGGCGCUGGCGGCGGCGAGGCAGCUGCGCAGAGUCGUUGUCGGGCAGGCGGCGGGCCGCGAGGUGCGGAAGGAGCACUGCGCCGGCGUGACGUUGGCGGGCAAGGCGGUGGGGGUGGUGGGGAUGGGCGCGGUGGGGACGGCGGUGGCGAGGAUGUUUGUCGGCGCGUUUGGGGCGAGGGUGUGGGCGUGCGAUCCGGUGGCGCCGGCGGACGCGUGGGCAGAUGAUGUCGAGCAUGUGCGGGUCGGGACGCUGGAGGAGAUGCUGCCGCAUGUGGAUGUCUUGACGUUACAUGUGCCGCUGACGGCCGAGACGAGGGGGAUGGUGGGAAUGAGGGAGUUGCGGUUGAUGCGGAGGGGGGCCAUUUUGGUCAAUGUUUCGCGUGGGGGGAUUGUGGAUGAGGAGGCGUUGCUGCGGGCUUUGGAGGAGGGGCUCAUCUGGGGCGCUGGCCUGGACUGCCAUGAGGAGGAGCCGCCGACGCUGGCCAAGUAUGAGGCCCUGUGGGCCACGGGGAAAGUCAUCAGUACGCCGCACAUUGGCGCUACUACCGCCGAAACUCAGGUCCGGACGGCCAUGACGGCCAUCGAUAACAUCCACCGGUACUUGAGCAGUGGUAGUGUCUAG
Lasiodiplodia theobromae is the source of this 990-nucleotide messenger RNA. RefSeq lists its product as uncharacterized. The record is from RefSeq and is a predicted model, not a curated record. Lineage: Eukaryota; Fungi; Ascomycota; Dothideomycetes; Botryosphaeriales; Botryosphaeriaceae. The transcript has a single exon. Gene Ontology annotation, molecular function: NAD binding; oxidoreductase activity, acting on the CH-OH group of donors, NAD or NADP as acceptor. The coding region runs from base 1 to 990 and encodes 329 amino acids.